AAGCUCUGAAGAGUGUAUUGUAUUUGUUGUGUAUUUGUUUUUUUAAUGAUUUUUAUGAAUAACAUGAAAUUCAUGAAAAUAUGUGACGGAUAAAUUAAGUUGCUAGUGUCAAGUUAAUAUAUCAGUGGGUGAUCAUUGGCCAAGUGUCGCGGGUGUUUCGUGGUGUUCCACUGACCGACGGAGUCUGUGUUACAUCAAGAUGUGGGACUCGUCGACGUUUCUGUCGGCGCUGACGCCGAAGUUCUACGUAGCGCUGACGGGCACGUCGUCGCUGAUCUCGGGACUGAUCCUGAUCUUCGAGUGGUGGUACUACCGCAAGUACGGCGCGUCGUUCAUCGAGCAGGUGUCGCUGGCGCACCUGGGCCCGUGGUUCGCGGCCGAAGAACCGCCUGGUGCGCCGCCGCCCAUGCCGCAGGAGUGCAAGGUGUGGCGGAACCCUAUGGCAUUGCUCCGCGGCGCGGAGUACGCGCGCCUGUGGGCGGCCGCGCGGCGCGCCCCGCUCACGUACUACGACAUGAAUCUGUCCGCCCAAGAGCAUCAGGCUUGGUUUGGUGUGGCCGGGGCUGACUCACCCUGCGAGGCGGCGCUAGCCCGUGCCUGGCGAGAACGUGAACCGGCAGCUCGAGUCGCCGCCGCCCGCGCCGCGCUCGCCAUCCGGCCCGACUGCGCCGCGGCGUUGCUGCUGUUAGCCGAGGAGGACGCGCCCACGGUCGCCGAGGCGGAGAGGGUGUUGAAGCGCGCGUGGCGCUGCGCGGAGGCCGCGUGGCGGGUGUCUAGUGGGGCCGGCGUGGCCAACGUGGCCGGCUCGGCGGCUAGGGCUCGCAGGGACGCGGCGGUGCUGGCGCACGUGAAGCGCCGCGCGGGGAUGUGCGCGCGGCGCCUCGGCCGCCUGCGCGACGCCGCCAGGGUGUUCCGGGAACUAGCCCGAGACGGCCCCGCCCCCUUACACGCGCACGAGAACCUGCUCGAGGUGUUGUUAGAGCAGCGGCUCUACCUUGAUGCUCAGGCGGUGGUGGCGCGCUACGACGACCCCUCGCUGCCGCCGUCGGCCGCCGUCCUCUACACCGCGGCGCUGCUGCGCGCGCGCGCCGCCAUGCUAGCGCCGCGGCCCCACGCGGAGCUGCAGGCUGUCGAGGCGAUCCGGCGCGCCAUAGAGUUCAACCCGCACGUGCCCGCCUACCUGCUCGAGCUGCGGCCGCUCACCCUCCCCCCCGAGCACGUGCUCCGGAGGGGGGACAGCGAGGCCCUCGCCUACGCCUUCUGCCAUCUCCGGCACUGGCGGAACUGCGAGGGCGCGCUCAAGCUCCUCCACGGGGCGCACUCUACAGGUCCCCCGGCGCCGUUGUGCUCGCUGUGCCUGGACCGCGAGCUGCUGCCGGCGCACCACGCGGGCUGGGGCGCGGCUCCCCCCUCCCCCUCCCCCUCCUCCCCCCUCACCGCGCGUCGCCGCCCCCCCCUGGUCCCGCUGCUGGGCGCGGUGUGCGCGGCGGCGGCGGCGCUGCUCGCGCUCGCGGCCGCGCGCUGGCCCCGCGCCGCCGCCGCGCUGGCGCCCGACCGGCUGCUGCGCCUGCUGCACAACGUCUGACCCCCCUCCCCCACC
This is a messenger RNA of Cydia strobilella, 1600 nucleotides long. RefSeq names its product protein ST7 homolog. The record is from RefSeq and is a predicted model, not a curated record. The transcript has 7 exons. Lineage: Eukaryota; Metazoa; Arthropoda; Insecta; Lepidoptera; Tortricidae. The coding region runs from base 200 to 1585 and encodes 461 amino acids.